AUCAAUCAAUCAGUCACCUCCCAAUACAUCACUCUUCACAUCAGCCCGUCCGAUCGGCUACGGCUCACCUCGAGAUAUCUCCCACGCGACAGUCACACGUCACGUUUUCUGCUCACGCCUCGUCGCCUUCGCUGUUUCUCACCCCUUAGGAGACCACCCCCGGAGGUCGUGUGUCUUCCUCCUGCUUCGACCUCUCCCUCUCCGUCCUCAUUCACGUCAACGUCCACAAUGUCGCCAUCAUCACAAACAUCGAGACCGCUCUCGUUUGCGGCCCUUCUCACACUCUCAUCGCUGGUUCCUGCGUCAUGGGCCAUGGACUGCAGCGAUAUUCUCACCAACAAAGUACACUUCAACUUCAAAGAGCUCGGCGGACCCCACAUCGUGCACUGGAGUCGGACGGACAUAGAAGCCGACGUCAAAUACAAUUACAACUUCACUCUCGACAUAUGUGAUUUUCUGAAACAUCACAAAGGUGGUGACAAGCAUAAGGAAUGCCAGCACGGUGCCAGGGUUUGCGGCAUCCGUGAAAACGUCGACCUCUCCGGCACUAACAACGCCACCAUCACCCCCAUCGACAUCGCCGGCUCCUUCAAACUCCACGGCAACGGCCGCCCUAUGGACGAAAAGUAUACUCGCUUAAAGGAUUCCAAAUCCAAUGCCGAUAGCGACAAAGAAGGCGUGCGCAUCGAGCUGCACGGAGGCCGAUUCCCCGCUGACGACAAGAAGAACGGCCUCGACCAGCGCGCCAUCAUUGAGUUUGUCUGUGAUCCGGAUCGCUCGGGUCUCGAGGGCGAGGAGAAGGACGGCGGCGAGUACGAGAAAGACGAUGGUGAUGAUGAUAAAAGCGAGAAGAAGUUGGUGCGUCGGGCGGAUAAAUGUGAGGAUUCAGAGAACAGUCUGCGGUUCUGCGGGUACGAGACGGAAAAACCAAAGGACAAAGAAGUACAAACUUUGCGUCUGGAAUGGCGCACAAAGCACGCUUGCGAACAGGAUGCGCCUGAAGAGUCGUCGAGCAGUCAUUGGGGAUUCUUCACCUGGUUCAUCAUCAUAUUCUUCCUUGCAACUGCAACAUACCUCAUCUUUGGCUCCUGGCUUAAUUACAACCGCUACGGCGCCCGCGGCUGGGACCUUCUCCCCCACGGCGACACCAUCCGCGAUAUCCCUUAUAUCCUCAAGGACUUUGGAAGAAAGGUUGUGAACUCAACGCAGGGUGGAGGUAGUCGUGGUGGAUAUAGCGCUGUAUAA
Messenger RNA from Periconia digitata, 1245 nucleotides. The record is from the annotation of a GenBank genome assembly. Lineage: Eukaryota; Fungi; Ascomycota; Dothideomycetes; Pleosporales; Periconiaceae.